CGCGCGCGGCGACCUGGAGCAGCCCACCUAGACCCGCUCUAGAGACCUGGGGGGCGGGGAGGCCAGCCGUCCAGGCCCGGGGGGAGGGGCCCGGGGAGCGUCCUGCCGGUCCCCGGAGGCUGCAGCGUGGGGAAGGGUGCGUGCAAGGGAAGCGGGGCGGGGCCCCGCCGAGGCUGGUCGGCGACACCCGCACUUCCAGCAGGAAGGGCGGGGAGCCGGAAGCUGUCGGAUGUUUUAGGGGCAAGAGCAUGAAGCCGCCAAGAGAUGAGAGCCUGCUGGCAUUGAGGCCUGGCGAGCUCUGCGUGCCAGGCUCAGCAAUCUCAUACCAUCCGCGUAAUUGGGGGAGCCAAAUACAGAAUCUGCGAUUUAAAACAUCGCUCCCCUAAGGAUGCAUUAGGUAGGGUCGAGAAAUUACCACCCGCUCCUGGCCCCCAGCUGUCCCUGGACUCCCACUGACUGGUCAGUAGCCCCUUUCCUCAGCACCCAACCAGCGAUGGGAGAAUGUAGAAUGCAGGCUAGGACUAAAACAGUCCAUCAGACAGUGUUAAGACCUGACUCCACUUGUUUAGAAGAAAAUGCAGUCGGCACCACAAGCCGGUGGUAAACUUUUUAUAAAAACCCUAAAACUGAAUCUGGAGCUGGACCAGUUGGUGGGAAAGACUGGGAUGGUUGAGGCUGCUGUAAAUUUAGGGAAACAAGAUCUUGAAUGCAGAUUCGGUUCUGAAGGCUGGGAACAGGGCAAAAUCUUCUGUGGUCAAAACAACCCUUGAAAAUCUCAGAAAGACACCGUCUGUGUCUCCUUCACUGUUGGACACAUUCUCCAGUAUUACACCUCGAGCUCACUUGAAUUUAGGGCUUGUUUGAAGUGAAAAUAGCGUCUCACUUAACAUGGGGCACACUUACCUCCGCGUUCUUGCCAAGAGACAAGAGCUGAGACCCGCCCACAGUCCUUUCCUCAGGACUUUCCUCUCCCCAGCUCACCUUCGACUCCAGGUCAUAACUUCGCAGAAUGAGAGGCGUAAAGAAUAGUCUUCACUGUCUGAAUUCUCACUCCUCCCCUCUCGGUCUUGGGUGGGUGAGUGGGGGCUUGAGGGUAGUGUAUGGUUCGAUAUCCUUAAGUAAGAUGCAUGACUUAUGCAACUUCUCCCUGUCAGUGUUUGAGGAAAGCUGGUCGUCAUCAAUUACGUUUUACUGGUUUUCACUGUCUUCCACUCUAAGCUUGUGGUGUGGGGUGGCACUUUGAAAGAAGUUGCUAACGUCCGGGAGUUAGGAUUUGUGCUGAAUUUUAGUGUCUGAACUUUCCGGGGAUGGAAAGCAAGGGUGGAAAAAGGCACCAGGAGCAUCUUCUGUAAGCUGAAGACGAGUGAAGGAAGUGGGACUCGGAGAAGGGGUGGACGGGGGUGUGCAGCAGGUGAGGGAGGUUUCCAGAAGCCCGAGACACUCAUCAGAGGAUGUGCAUGAGGAGUAGCCAGCGAGGUGUAUUUCAGGCAGAGGGUAGACAGGACUCGUGGUUCUUAGAGAAGUGAGGAGGGCCCAGGACCCUGUAAGCCUUGUUAGCGUCGGUAGGAGUUUGGGUUUGAAAGCACUGGGGAGCUGCUGGAGGGUUUGAGCAGACUGGCAACUUUUAGAAAGAAUCCCUCCAUUUAGAGAAUAUACUGGAAGAGAUUCACUGGCAUGAGGGGUUCCACCAUUCUAGGAAAGAGUCUGCCAUGUUAAUUUGAGGCAGCCUGCUGGCUUCCCCCUCAGUCUCGUUAGCCCGAUGAGAAACAGACCUGACCAGGCCUCUUGUCCUGGGUCCUCAUCCCACGUGGGACUGUUGUGUUUGUAAGACAAGAAAAUGGGUUAGGAGGUGGGAGGGAGACCGGAAGUGGCGGGGUGUUCACUGAGGUUCAUCUGUGGGCCUUCAAGUAAGAACAAGAAACACAGGAAGCAGCCCCAGGCCCCCAGCCCCAGACACUAGGCCAGCCUCCUCAUCAGCCCGAGGCUGGGGCUGCCCCGUCGCUCUUGCUUCAAGAUUCCAGGUCCCUGAGCCCAAGCAUCUGACUGGUCCAGCCUGGAUUCAGUGCACUUCAGCUGUGGCUAGGGGGCUGGAGGGGGCCCCUUAUUAGUACUGUGUCUCCUGGGCUUGUCUUGACUUUGCACUGGAACAGAAACCUAAAAAACCAGGUUUCUGCUUUGAGACUUUGUUCAAUAUUUUACUUGUUGAUGCUUAAUAGGUGUGUUUUUAAGAAGCAGAGUAAAUACUAGAAGAAACUGCAGCGGGCAGACAGCGUGUCACAAGGUUUGCCCUCUCGUAUAGCAGAUUUCACUCUUGCUCCCAGAAGUUACAGGCUCAUUGAAGGAAGCUUUUUGAAAAGCAACUUAUUUCAGACUAAACAUCCCUUCAUUUUGACUCCUAACAUCCAUCGGUUUAGUUUUUCUGCUCCUGGGUCAACAGAAGUCCGGAGCGGUGGCGUCUCCGUGACGGGGUCUGCUGUCGCUGAUGGCAUGGUGUUCGGCCACGGCCCAGGGAGGGAGGAGCCAUGGGUGGUGGCCUUGCUCUCCCACGAGACAUCUGGACUUCUCUGCUCCCUGGGGAUGUUCCUCCAGCCCCAGGGCAACCCGUCACAGCUCAGGGCAGCAUUUACAGCUCCCGUGGCCGGGUCCCCCAACACCAGGUUGCCGACGCCCUGCCCUCGGUUUAGGGAGAUCCAGGACGAGGAACUGCAGCAGUUUUGUUCCCGGGUCAUUAAGCGGCUGCAGAAGGAUGAGCCGGGGCCCGACGCGGUGGACGCCCUGCAGAGGCUCUUUCUCAUCGUCUCAGCCACGAAAUACAAGAGGAAGCUGGAGAAGACGUGCACGGACCUGCUGCAGACCACGCUCUGCUCACCCAAGUGCCCCGAGCAGCUCCAGCUUCUCUGUGCCGCCAUCCUGAGAGAGAGGUCGCCCUCCGACGGCCUGAGCCUGUCCUGUGACCGCAUCCAGAGCAGCCAGCAGCUGAGCCUGGUGGCCUCGGUGCUCUUGGCGCAGGGUGACAGAAAGGAGGUCCGAAGCGUGGGCCAGCGCGCCUUCAGAGUCCUCGAGAGCCGGCAGCCCGAGGGGCCCAGUCUGAGGCAUCUGCUCCCGGUCGUGUCCAAGGUCACCCGCCUGGCCCCGCACACCCUCCAUGAAGACCAGACCAACCUGCUCAGCAAGAGGCUGGUGGACUGGCUUCGCUAUGCCAGCAUCCAGCAAGGGGUCGCACACACUUCCGGAGGCUUCUUCUCCACACCCAGAGCCCGGCAGCCGGGCCCUGUCACUGAGGUGGAUGGAGCAGUGGCCACAGAUUUCUUCACGGUGCUGUCCACGGGGCAGCACUUCACGGAGGACCAGUGGCUGAACGUGCAGGCCUUCUCCAUGCUGCGGGCCUGGCUGCUGCACAGCGGUCCCCAGGGCCCCAGCACCCCGGACGCAGAUGACAAGUCGGAGCUGGAGGGCUCCACCCUGUCCAUGCUGUCGGCCACCUCCACCGCCAGCCACCUGCUGCCCCCCCAGGAGCGGCUGAGGGAGAAGGCCUUCGAGUACUGUCAGCGCCUCGUGGAGCAAAGCACGCGGCGAGCCCUGAGGAAGGGGGAUGCGGACCUGCAGAAAGCCUGCCUGGUGGAGGCCGUGCUGGUGCUGGACGUGCUCUGCCGGCAGGACCCCUCCUUCCUGUACCGCACGCUGUCCUGCCUGAAGGCCCUGCACGUGCGGCUGUGCGGGGACACAGCCCGGGCGCGCGCGCUGCUGCCCAUCGCGCGGUUCUUCCUGAGCCACGGGGAGGCGGCCGCCGUGGACUCGGAAGCCAUCCUCCAGCACCUGUUCUCCAGGGUCCCCUGCGAGCUCUUCCACAGCCCCAUGCUGGCCUUCGAGUUCAUCUGCUUCUGCAGGGACAGCCUUCCCCUGUUCGGCAGGAACCUCGACAUUCUCAAGCAGAGCUUCCCCAACCUCUUCAAGCUCCUGGCCUGGAACAGCCCGCCCCUCACCUCGGAGUUCGUGGCGCUUCUGCCGUGGCUGGUGGACGCGGGUACGGCCGUGGAGAUGCUCCACGCACUGUUGGACCUGCCGUGUCUGACCGCGGCCUUGGAUCUGCAGCUCAGGCUGUCACCGGCUGCGUCUGACAGGCCACUGUGGGACACCUCGCUCAAGAACCCCAGCUGCCUGGAGGCCUCCCGGGACCCCCAGUUCCAGGCUCUUCUCCAGCACCUGUUGCGGGCCAAGGCUAGCGGCACCGUGAAGAGGUUGGCGCCCCUCCAUCAGCUGCUGCGGCCCAUGGCCAGCUGCGCCCGGGUGGUCCAGUGCGCCGAGGCCGUGCCCACCCUGCUCCAGGCGUUCUUCUCUGCAGUGACCCAGGUUGCUGACGGUGCCCUGACCAACCAGCUGGCGCUGCUGCUCCUAGAGAGAAGUGACUCCCUUUACCAGGUGGCCGAGUACGAGGCCCGUGUGCACAGGGUGCUGAGCUCGCAGUUCCUGGCCCUGUGCGCGCUGCACCCGUCCCUGGUGGUCGAGCUAGCGAGAGAGCUGCUGGAGUUCGUGGGCAGCGUGAGCGGCGUCCGCAGCAGAGGGGCCAUGCUCGCCUCCGUGGCCUGGGCCGUCGGCGAGUACCUGUCCGUGUCCUGGGACCGGCGGUGCACCGUGGGGCAGACCAACAGGUUCUUCGAGGCCCUGGAGGCCCUGCUGUUCGAGGUCACCCAGUCCCGCCCGUCUGCCACCCUUCCCAAGUGCCCCCCUCAGGUCAUCGCCGUGCUUAUGACCACACUGACCAAGCUGGCCUCCCGGAGCCAAGACCUGAUUCCCAGGGUGUCUCUGUUCCUGUCAAAGAUGAGGACCCUGACCCAGAGCCCGGCGCCGAGCUCCACACACCAUGAGGAGGAUGCGGGAGCCAUCCGCACACGGGCCACUGAGCUGCUGACGCUGCUGAAAAUGCCCAGCGUGGCCCAGUUUGUGCUCACGCCCAGCGCGGAGGUGGCCGAGCCCCGCUAUCACCGCGACGCCAACACGGCCCUGCCCCUGGCCUUGCGCACGGUCAGCCGCCUGGUGGAGAAGGAGGCGGGCCUCUUGCCAGGGUGAAGGGAUGGUGACCUGGGGGCACGCCGGCCCGGCUGCAGAUUAAGAGCCUGGCAUUAGGGCCAAGCCGCGGCUGCUGUGACCAGAGGGGAAGUCAGGAGGGGCGUGAGUCCAAGCCCGGGUGCAUCUGGGUCCCUCUGUGCUGGUCAGGGCUGUCCCGUCCUCAGCCUUUGGGUGUUUGUGUGUCUCGUGUGCUGAGCUGUGUGGUGGAACAGGUCCGAUUCGGAGCUCUCGCCCCGUCAGGGGCUGGAUGGGGGCCGCUUGGUCUGUUUCUGGCUGCUCCUUGUUCGGGGGCAGAGAGAUGGAGCAACAAUAAAUGUCUUUCAGAAAGUCCC
Molecule: messenger RNA, 5399 nt
Organism: Ailuropoda melanoleuca (giant panda)
Lineage: Eukaryota; Metazoa; Chordata; Mammalia; Carnivora; Ursidae
Gene: AP5Z1
Product: adaptor related protein complex 5 subunit zeta 1
Exons: 16
Coding region: 2488-5067 (859 amino acids)
Cellular component (GO): AP-5 adaptor complex
Source: RefSeq, a predicted model, not a curated record